Acomys russatus (golden spiny mouse) is the source of this 1133-nucleotide messenger RNA. It is a transcript of the gene Noxred1, whose product is annotated as NADP dependent oxidoreductase domain containing 1. Gene Ontology annotation, biological process: L-proline biosynthetic process. The transcript is spliced from 6 exons. The coding region runs from base 1 to 1101 and encodes 366 amino acids. Gene Ontology annotation, molecular function: pyrroline-5-carboxylate reductase activity. NCBI's taxonomy places the organism in Eukaryota, Metazoa, Chordata, Mammalia, Rodentia, Muridae. The record is from RefSeq and is a predicted model, not a curated record.
AUGAAUAUACUAGACGGCCUUGAGUCCCUGAAGUUUGAGUAUGGCAUUCCAGAGGACGAGCGCUACUGGCUGUAUCUGCAGGGACGUUAUCGGGGACUGAUGAUCAAGGGCUGUGGCCAUGCAGUCUUUUUUUGCAAACUGGCCUGUACUUUGAGAGAAUUAAUACGUGAGUGUUCGCAUGCAAAGCAUGCGCGGGCUGUGUCAUUUGAAGGCGUAGACCCCGAGGACACGGAGGUCAAGGUGGGCAUCAUUGGAGGUGGCCACCUCGGAAAACAACUGGCUAAAGUGCUGCUGAAACUUGUCCCCCUCCCUGCCGAGAGCCUGAAGAUGUCCACACGGAGGCCAGAGUCCCUGGCUGAGUUGCAGAAGCUAGGGGUCCAGUGCCGCUAUGACAACGCUUCUGUGGCGAGCUGGGCCAAAGUGUUGUUUCUCUGCUGCUUACCAGCUCAGCUGCCUAAUAUCUGCAUAGAAAUUCAAGCCAAACUCGAGAAGACCUGCAUCGUGUACAGCUUUGUAUCCGCCGUCCCGCUACCCAGGUUGAAACUUCUCCUGAACCACACCAACAUCAUUCGGCCUCAAUAUAGUUUUACUGAGGAUUUGAACAACAUCUGGGGCGAUAAUAGGAACAUCACAGAUGCUCUCGAAGAUCCAGUGAUUCUCCGGGCUACCUGCCCCUAUAGUAAUGUUGGAGGAGUGAUCCUUAACACCAAAUGGCUGGAGGGAGUGUUCUACGCGAUCAUCAAUAUCUGUACAGCAAGGAAUGUGUUUCAUUCAAGCGUGCUGCAGAUUCUGAACAGACUGUUUCUCUCUGUGCACUUAGAAAGCUGCAAGAAAGACAUAGCAUCGUGCCCCAGAUUUCACUUAACACAUUUUAUGAACAAAAACUACGUCAAGAACUUGUUUCAUAAAAGGCCUUUCCCCUGGUUUGAUCUGAUUGCUGUGCAACUCAAGGAGACUCCCUUUAGCCAGCACCUCUCAGCCACUCCUCUUCUGCAGGACCACCUCACUCUUCUGUACUGCGUAUCAUUUGGCGUCUCCCUGACCAAAGAAGAACUGCCAGAGGAUGUCACCAUUACUCCACCCCAGGGAGAUCAGGGUUGACAGAGAGCCUCGCAUUGUGUGUGGGAACUGUA